Molecule: messenger RNA, 718 nt
Organism: Symbiodinium natans
Lineage: Eukaryota; Dinophyceae; Suessiales; Symbiodiniaceae
Source: the annotation of a GenBank genome assembly
GUGACGACCAACGCUGGGGACGUGCAGACUUUGAAGAGCAGGAGCUUUCUCGUCCGCUUCUUCGCUGGGUUUUGGUCGAACUUCCUGGAGCGCUACAAGCUCUAUGUGAUCGUCUGCUUCGUGCUCUCCACGCUGGUCAGCCUUGUGGGUAUAGCAACCACCUUGAGCGUCGACGGCUCGCCGCCGGUGAUUUUUCCGGAAAGUCACAACCAAAUCCUGGGCCGGAAAAUCUUUGAUCGCUUCGAAACGGCGGUGGCCGUGAGCGCCAGCCCGGCGCAAGAGCAGAGCUACAUCUGCGACAUCGGUGUCCAGCCACUGCGGGCGAGGGCGGACACCAGCGUCGCUUGCGGUACCUUUACUUCCACCGGGUGGUGCACGAGCGAGGACAAGAAGGAUGUGAUGAGCGGCGCAUGCAGCAACACCUGCGGCCUGACAGGCGCUUGUUUCGCCACCUGGUGCCCCGUCGAAGACGCACCGAACGUGACGAAGCAGGAGCCAGGCCGUUGCGACUGCUACCAGGAGACUUCCGCCGAAGUCGGAGUCCGACCUGCACAGGCCCCACCAGGCAUCGUCCGAUUCGAGACGUCCGUGGUGGGAUUUUCUAAGGAGUCGUGGAUGAGCCUCGAGCCACACCUCCGUGGCCUCUACCUGAGCCUAGCAGGCCCUCCAGGCAGUGGCUUCUCCCAGACGAGCAGCUAUCGCCCAGCCCUGGAUGAAG